Molecule: messenger RNA, 1434 nt
Organism: Megalobrama amblycephala (Wuchang bream)
Lineage: Eukaryota; Metazoa; Chordata; Actinopteri; Cypriniformes; Xenocyprididae
Gene: atpaf2
Product: ATP synthase mitochondrial F1 complex assembly factor 2
Exons: 8
Coding region: 275-1147 (290 amino acids)
Biological process (GO): mitochondrial proton-transporting ATP synthase complex assembly
Cellular component (GO): mitochondrion
Source: RefSeq, a predicted model, not a curated record
CCUUUACGGUCCUUAUGUAGGUCACAGUUUUCAGCUUCACGCUUUGGUUUCACGUUGCUGCAUGCUGACAUCCCUUGUCAGAGAAUUUAUAUUUCUUAAAUAAUUGAGUUAGCCUUAAUUGUACUUAAUACGUGUUCUUUUCUUUUAUUCCUGAAACAUGAACGAUGAUUUGUCAAAUUAGCUUUAACGCAUGAUCCAUUUCUAACCUUGACUGAAUGGUUGUUCACAAUUGAACUGUUACGUUGAUGCGAAUACAGAGAGUUUUAAACAUACGAUGUUACGGAACAUUUGUAGGUAUCAGAGACAGUUUGGCCAGGUCAUUUGGCCAUUUUCAUUCCCUCAAGGGCAUCAUGGUCCUAGCGUAUCAACACACAUACAAAAGGCAAAAUAUUCCAGUGCCUUAACAGAGAGAAAGAAGUUCUACGAGAAUGUCUCGAUAUCUCAAGGUGAAGGGGGCGUGUUUGAAAUAAACCUUGACAAGCGAAAGCUGAAGACUCCAGGUGGAAAGCUGUUCACAGUUCCCAAUGAAGCUCUUGCCAUAGCUGUUGCAACAGAGUGGGACGUUCAGAAGGACACGCUGAAGUUUUACACCAUGCACUUAACCACUCUUUGCAACACAGCUCUUGAUAAUCCAACGCAAAGGACAGAAGAACAAAUUAUCUCAGCAGCUUUAAAGUUUUUGGAUACUGACACUAUCUGUUACAGAGUAGAAGAACCUCCAGGUCUUGUGGAACUGCAGAGAAAUGAAUGGGACCCUGUAAUGAACUGGAUAGAACAAAGAUACAAUGUAGUCAUUGGUUCAUCCUCCAAUAUAAUGGGCCCUCAAAUCCCAGAAGAAACUAAGGAUACAUUUCGUCAACACCUUAAUUCCUACAAUUUUUGGGCUCUGACAGGGCUUGAGUAUGUGAUCACUCAGCUGAAAUCGUUGGUCUUGUCCUUUGGGCUGAUUGACAGACACCUAAGCGUGGAGCAAGCGGUUCUGCUGUCCAGACUUGAGGAAGAAUUCCAGAUCCAGCACUGGGGAAACGUGGAAUCGGCCCAUGAUUAUGACAUGUAUGAGUUGCGGGCACGAACAGCUGCUGGUGCAAUGUUUGUGUAUCUGUCUUCUGAAAGCACAGCUGUUAAGAGAAAAAUUUUACAGGAUUGAAAGGCCAAAAAGGCACUUCAUGGGACUGAAAAAUUAGAUUUUUUGUUAUCUCUGUCUUUGUUUGUUUUUUGCAGUAAGCAGCAGUGACAUCAGUUACCUAACCAGUAAAACGAUGUUGCUGUCCAGUUAUGUUUUGAGCAAUAAUAUAUCUGUCAUAACAGCUUCAGUUUUGAAAGAGUGUAAAUGGUAAAUGCAUAAUCCCAGUAUUUUAAUGUCAAAGCUGUGAAAAAGUUCAGCAAAUAUGUUUGAAAUGAAAAAUAAAUGGAGAUUUUUUUGAUAAAUUUCAA